AUGUGCCAUGCUAUAUGGGAAUUUCAAGAAAUCGGCACAACAUAUGCCCAAUCAAGAGAGGAGGUUUUGAAGAAUCGAAUGCGGCUUAAAGCAACUAUUGAAAUUGUUUGCUUGCUAACAUUGCAAGGAAUUGGUUUUAGAGGCCAUGAUGAAAGUUCAAGUUCAUUGAAUCGAGGGAAUUUUAUUGAAGUGUUAAAGUGCGAAGCGGAAGGAAAUGAUGAACUUUCAAGUGUUAUCUUAGACAAUGCUCCACAAAAUGCCCAAUACAUUGCUCCAUCAAUUCAGAAAGAGGUUAUUCAUAUUCUUACAAAUAGAGUGAGAAAAGUGAUUUGUGAUGAAAUUGCGGGAGAGGGUACGGGUCGUCAUUGUCAGCAACAAGAUCAUAUUACAGUUGAGCACCAUUAUCACUUUGACAUUUUCAACUAUGCAAUAGAUUUACAGUCGAUGGAGUUAGAACAUAGAUUCAACAAUGAAGUAGUGGAACUUCUUACUCUUAGCUCGGCUUUGGAUCCUAAUGAUUCUUUUAAAUCUUUUAACGUGGAAAAGAUAUGCAAUCUUGCUGAGAAAUUCUAUCCUUGGGACUUCACUGGCCAAGAUGUUAAAACAUUGAAGUUUUAA
Cornus florida is the source of this 618-nucleotide messenger RNA. RefSeq lists its product as uncharacterized. The record is from RefSeq and is a predicted model, not a curated record. Bases 1 to 618 code for a protein of 205 amino acids. Lineage: Eukaryota; Viridiplantae; Streptophyta; Magnoliopsida; Cornales; Cornaceae. The transcript has 2 exons.